Molecule: messenger RNA, 1916 nt
Organism: Humulus lupulus (European hop)
Lineage: Eukaryota; Viridiplantae; Streptophyta; Magnoliopsida; Rosales; Cannabaceae
Product: flavin-containing monooxygenase FMO GS-OX-like 9
Exons: 7
Coding region: 160-1596 (478 amino acids)
Molecular function (GO): N,N-dimethylaniline monooxygenase activity; NADP binding; flavin adenine dinucleotide binding
Source: RefSeq, a predicted model, not a curated record
UACACACACAAACCCUUCACAACCCCAUAUUACAAAAUAAGCAACACAUUUCUCUGUUCUCUCUCUCCUCUGAUCUCUAGCUACAAAAACUAACUCUAACCAAAUCUUGCUCUCUUCUCAGCCCAAACAUCGAUCUCCCAAUCAACGGCAGAGAUCGACAUGGUGUUGUCAUCAACGAGCUUGUCGAAGCGGGUGUGCGUGGUCGGUGCAGGCCCAUCUGGGUUGGUGGCGGCCAGGGAGCUAAGGAGAGAAGGCCACAGCGCGGUGGUGAUUGAGCAAAACCACGACAUUGGUGGGCAAUGGCUCUAUGACCCUAAUGUAGAGAGACUUGAUCCUAUGGGAAAGGACAUUAGUGAUGGUUUCUUAGAGGUUCAUUCUAGUAUGUAUUCCUCAUUAAGGAUAAUGUCCCCUAGAGAGAUCAUGGGGUUCACCGACUUUCCUUUCUCGACCAAGAAAGGUCGAGACUCUAGGAGAUUUCCCGGCCAUAGAGAGGUUCACUUGUAUUUGAGAGACUUUUGUGAGUGGUUUGGGUUGAGGGAUAUGAUAAGGUUCAACACUCGGGUUGAGUAUGUUGGGAUGGUUGGUUAUGAUGAAAACGGUGUCGUUGGGAAAGAUCAGUCGAUCAAAUGGGUUGUGAGGAGUAAACAAAAUUGGCAGAAAAAUAGUGAUCAUAAUAAUGAUAAGAAGGUGGUGGAAGAGAUUUUCGAUGCUGUGAUUGUCGCAAGUGGUCAUUACUCUUUUCCAAAGUUGCCUUCUAUCAAAGGAAUGGAGUCAUGGAAGAGAAAGCAAAUGCAUAGUCAUUUCUACAGGGUUCCUGAUCCAUUUCGUAAUGAGGUUGUGGUGAUUGUUGGAAGCUCACUAAGUGGGCAAGAUUUAUCAAUGGAACUUGUCGAAGUGGCUAAAGAAGUGUAUCUCAGUUCUAGAUCCAUGGACAUAUCUGAGGGUUUCUCCAAAGUCAUAGCCAAACAUCAGAACUUGCAUCUUCGUCAACAGAUAGAGUCCAUUGAAGAAGAUGGGAAGGUCUUAUUUGUAGAUGGCUCUUGGGCCAUAGCUGAUACAAUUAUAUACUGCACAGGAUACUCAUACACAUUCCCAUUUCUUGACACCAAAGGAAUAGUUAGUUUGGAUGAUGAGAGAGUGGGCCCUCUUUUUGAGCAUACCUUCCCUCCAUCACUGGCUCCUUCUCUCUCCUUUAUAGGCAUUCCUAAAAAGAUAAUUGGGUUUCCUUUCUUUGAAUCUCAAGCGAAAUGGAUUGCACAACUGUUGUCUGAAAAAAGAAGAUUGCCAUCAUGGGAUGAUAUGAUGCAAUCCAUCGAGGAAUUUUAUCGCUCAAGGGAACUUGUUGGUAUUCCAAAGCCAAAUACUCACGAUAUUGCUGAUUUUGAGUAUUGUGACAGAUAUGGAGACUAUGUUGGAUUUCCACACUUAGAAGAAUGGAAAAAACAGCUAUGUAUGUCAUCCUUAAUAAAUGCUCAAUCCAACUUAGAGACUUACAGGGAUUCAUAUGAUCAAGAUCAAGAGCUCCUCAAUGAAGCUUUUCAAAGUCCACAUUUCACUCAAUUUCUUGCAGAUCACCCCCAACUUCUUGCCCUCUGAAGUCUCUCUCUAUAUAUAAUAGUGGUUUUCAUUUGGUUAAUUAUUAUGAAUGCUAUUUUUGCUUCAAGAAAACAUUCUCCUACCAUUUGUACCUUUAAAUUGAAGGAGAUUGGUUUUUGGAUUUUGGGUUUAUUAGUAGAACAUAUUAGGAGCAUGGGCAUAAGUAGAAGGAAGAAAUGUUUAGUUUUAAAAGCAUUUGCCUAUUCUCUCCGAGAACAAGGAGGAAAAAAAAGGCCCAGGUGUUUUUCCUAUAUAUAUAAACGGGCCAAAUAUGUAUAUCUUUGGUAUAAGAAAUAAAAUUAAAGUCUACUUUUCUAUUA